UUUCCUUUUGCUCCACCCAUCUCAGAGGAAAUAAAUGUCCACUCAAGCCUCCUUUAGUCACUGGGCUACUUUGGUAUCAGAAGACAAGGAGCUCUGCGCUACCCUGAAGCACUUCCUUGCCUUACCUCUGCCCCAAAGUGCCAACCUUCUCAACGGCAGAAGUCAGAGGAAGCAAUGAUGGACCUCCUGCCAUUCUCCAUGGAGACUUGGGCUCUUCUCGCCCUCUUCAUAGGCCUACUGAUGCUGUAAGUAAAUUCUGGCAUUAUUGUUCAAUCCCUCGGAGUAUCAUCUGUGCAAAACUGGGAAUUUCAGCCUUGGCCAACCAGGCUCCAUAGUCUUGGAGGUCCUGUGGGUAAUAAUAAUAAUAAUAAUAAUAAUAAUAAUAAUAAUAAUAAUAAAAUUUAUUUAUAUCCCGCCCUCCCCAGCCGAAGCCGGGCUCAGGGCGGCUAACAACAAUAAAACAGUACAAAAGUACAGCACAAACAACACUCUAAAAUCAUUCAUUAUAAAAUUAAUUAAUUCAAGCCACUGGCAACCAUUGGGCCAGAGCUCUGCGAAGAUUGCCGAGGGAGGGAGUCAGGCUGUGCCCUGGCCAAAGGCCUGGUGGAGCAGCUCCGUCUUGCAGGCCCUGCGGAAAGAUGUCAAGUCCCGCAGGGCCCUGGUCUCUUGUGACAGAGCGUUCCACCAGAUCGGAGCCACGGCCGAAAAAGCCCUGGCUCUAGUUGAGGCCAGCCUAACUUCUCUGUGGCCUGGGACCUUCAAGAUGUUUUUAUUUGAAGACCGUAAGUUUCUCUGUGGGGCAUACCAGGAGAGGCGGUCCCGUAGGUACGAGGGUCCUAGGCCGUAUAGGGCUUUAAAGGUUAAAACCAGCACCUUAAACCUGAUCCUGUACUCCACCGGGAGCCAGUGCAGCUGGUAUAGCACCGGGUGAAUGUGAUCUCGCAGCGAAGACCCCGUAAGGAGUCUCGCUGCAGCAUUCUGCACCCGCUGGAGUUUCUGGGUCAGUCUCAAGGGCAGCCCCACGUAGAGCGAGUUACAAUAAUCCAGUCUGGAGGUGACCAUCGUGUGGAUCACAGUGGCUAGGUCAGGGCGAGAGAGGUAAGGAGCCAACUGCUUAGCUUGGCGGAGAUGGAAAAAUGCCGCCUUUGUUGUAGCUGCAAUCUGCGCCUCCAUGGAAAGGGAGGUGUCGAAGAUUACACCCAAACUCUUAACGGACGGUGCUGGCACUAACUGCGCCCCCGCAAGAGAUGGGAGUUGCCCCCCAACCCCAUAUUGUCCCGUCCCAGCCACAGGACCUCUGUCUUCGAAGGAUUUAGCUUCAACCGGCUCCCACGUAACCAUCCAGCCACAGCUUCCAAACAUCUGGUCAGUGUGUCUGGGGCCAAGUCAGGAUGGCCAUCCAUCAACAGAUAGAGUUGGGUGUCAUCAGCAUACUGAUGGCAACCCAGCCCAAAACUCCGGACAAGCUGGGCGAGGGGGCACAUAAAGAUGUUGAAAAGCAUCGGGGAGAGUAUCACACCCUGAGGUACUCCACACACCAAGGAGUGGCACGAUGACAAUUCCCCCCCCAAGCGCCACCCUCUGUCCCUGACCAGAGAGAAACGAGCGCAGCCAUUGAAGGACUGUGCCCUGGAUCCCCACGUCGGCAAGACGGUGGUCCAGAAGUUCGUGAUCGACCACGUCGAAAGCUGCUGACAGAUCUAGAAGAAUCAGCAGCCCCGACCCGCCUCGAUCCAGGCUCCGUCACGGGUACCCCGCCAUACUCGCUCUAGCCGUCUGAGUUCCCGCUUCAUUUUCCGGAGCUCCUCGGUAAACCAGGGAGCCCGGUUUCUGCGGGGUCGCAGAGGGCGCUUAGGUGCGAUCUCAUCGAUGGCUGCCAGGAGCUGGAUAUUCCUCUCUCGCCCUUCCUCCCUUGUGAGUCCACCUCCUCACUGCCUUUAUCAGCAGGUGCCAUUUCUGGUUCUGGUGCAGCAUCCUGGGAACUAUAGUUUCUGGUGCAGAAUCCUGGGAACUGUAGUUUACAACUGCCAGAAGAACCCUCUAGUCCAGCAUCCUGGUUGGUGGCCAACCAGAUGCCCAUUAUGGGAACCACACAGACAGGGUUUGAGAGGUGGGAGAACCACUCUCACCCCCCUGUGGCUUCCAGCAACUGCCAUUCAACUUAAGCUUGAUGGGAAAUGUAGCUUUGUGAGGUCCGCAUCCCUAACACACUACAGUUCCCAGAACUCUUCAUGAUGCACGGUGCAGGUGUGAGCAGCUGCACAUCUACUGACCCUCAUGGGCAGGUAAAACAAACAAGCAGGUUUGCUGUUGAAGUACCAACAGCAGGGAUCAUUCAGUUAGUAGCCUAAGGGUUAGUUGUUAGAGGUGGGAGGUGUUGCCUAGCAAGCUGUCAGGCUACUGGCUGAGGCUACUCGUGCUCUGAUUGGCUGUGUAAUUCUGAGGGAGUUUCCCCCUGUAUGCUUAGUUGAACAAGGCCUGUACAUGGACAAUGCCUGUAAAUAAUAAUAAAAACCCCCACUCUGUUUAUUUUAUAUGCUGCUUUUCUUCCAUUUACCUCAGUAAAGUAUGAUCAGCUUCUUUUCUCUCUCGAUUCCACUUCCAUUAUUCAAGUGACUCUGUUAACAUACUAAAGGUGACUUGCAGUCACCAGGACUAGAAACCUGAGAAAUUUCAUCUUUGCGAAUUUUACUAUGGAACAAUAUGGUCUGCAUCUCCCAGGCUAAUGUGCAGUUCAGAACUUCCUUUUACACUCCCCAAACAUUCUGAAGCAGUCCUUAGCUAUGGAAGCAGAGCAAAAUGCAUUUAAAAAUGUGCAUUUUGAGAGAAAAUACAUUUUGGGCUAUUUAUGUGUUGAACCGCAGCUAGCUGGGGCUGAUAGGAGUUGCAGCCCCAAACAUUUGGAGGUGAUGUACAUUGUUUUUUUCCUCUCUCUCUAUCUCAUUAGCUUUGUAAAGCAAAGGUAUUAAUGAAUGUUUACUUACCUGUGUGUUCCCCCCUGAGACAAAUGGCGUAUAAGUUGUGUUCUGUAUUCAUAAUUUAAAAAGAAAAGAAACAUGUGGGGUUUUUUUUUAAUAGAGUAAAUACAUAAAUGUGCAUUGUGGGAGAGAGAAAUGAUUCAAGGCUUACAUUUAAAUGCAAAUUCUUUUGCAGAGUUUCUUUCAAAAAUAGCAGAUUAACGGGUGCAGUGGUAAGGUUUAUUUUGGGGGGUCUGCCCUGCACCCCCUAGGCAAGACUGCCACCCCUUCAGCAGUGCCAGAGUAAAAUCCAGCUGCCAGUCUACUUGGAACGGGGUGAAGGGCACCAUCUUGUUUUUCGCCUCAGGCAGCAAAAUGUCUUUGUCUGGCCCUGCGUAAAUGAACUCUCACAUCCAGGCAACAUGGGACACAUUCUCCCCAGACAUUUAAAGUUCUGUGACCCCACUUUAAACAGCCGUGGCUUCCCCCGAAGAAUCCUGGGAGUUGUAGUUUGUUGAGGGUGCUGAGAGUUGUUAGGAGACCCCCUUAUUCCCAUUGCAGUGUUAUAAUUCCCAAAGUGAAGGAGGGUUGAUUGCUAAACCACUCUGGGAUCGCCAGUUCUGCAAGGGGAAUAGGGGGGUCUCCUAACAGCACCCUUCACACACUACAACUCCCAGAAUUAUUCGGGGGGAAGCCAUGGCUGCUUAAAGCAGUGUCACAGAGCUUUCAAUGCAAGCUGCAAAUGUGUCCUGAAUGAACUUUGCCUGAACAACAAAAAGUGGUACGUGGUUGGCCAGGAGCGUGAGCAAAAACUUGGAGCGAUACCCUUUAAAAAAAAAAAGAAAUUGGGUUUUGUUUUUUUAAGCAACUUAAAACAAGGAAGAAGAAAAACCAUAAUCCCGAAAUGAAAAACUUCUUUGAAGAAAACCCAGUUCAGGCUGUAACUCCCAGCUCCGCUUUGAUUCCUCAGCAAUAAAUAUGUGUAAGCAGCAUUUUUCUCCUGUGCUUCCUCCUCCUCCUCCUCCUCCUCCUCCUCUGUUUUUCUGCCUCUUCGCCUUGAGCUGGCAAUGAGCUAUGAGCCCAGAAAGAGAAGCUUUGCUUUUUUUUAAAAAAAAAAAGGGAAAAAAUAUCUAUUUUAUUUUAUUUUGCUAAAGCCUUUAAGGACCCCUUUCCGCUGGGGCACCUUUUUCCUUUAUGAAAUGAUUGCUUUUACCUCAGGGUUAUCUCUCUCUGAAGAUUUCCGCCGAAGCAGCAGGCACCCAGCCUUUUAUCAACGGGGGCGCUUAUUAAACAGCCUUACAAAGUAGUGAUUGCCAGAGUCGGGGAGGGCAGGAUCCGCCCCCCUCCUCCUUCCCAGAGUAAAUGCUUAAUUCCUGAGUUAACAUUAACAACUUGAGCGCCUCCGGGAAGGGUUUUGAAGAUCUAUCAUCCGAACAUUGUGUUCUAUUUAUUAAGGGAUGGAGAGAGAGCGGCCGUUUUUAACAGCUAAGCUAAUUUCAUUUAAACAGAACAUAACUUUCUUUCUUUUUAUCAGCAGCAACCAGAAGUCUGGUUUUGUCUUCCACCUCAGCGGCACAAUGGCCUCCUUCCAAAAUGGAGGCCCUCAUGCGUUACCCUCUCUGCCUGCUCUGCCCCGCUGUCUGUCGCUCUGAAUCAUUAGCAGAGAGUGGAAAUGGCAAAUAAGUCACAUUCCCUCCAGAUAUUUAAAGCACCAUGAUACCACUUUAAGCAUUUACAGCUUCCCCCAAGGAAUUCUGGGAGCUGUAGUAUGUUAAGGGUGCAGGUGUUUGUUAGGAGGCCCCUAUUCCACCUCACAGAACUACAUUUCCCAGAGUCAAUCCCACUUUCCACGAAACCAGGGAUUGUAGCUUCCUAACAACGUGCCGCUCCCUCAACAAACUACAGUUCCCAGAAUUCUUUGCAGGGAAGCCAUGACUGUUUCACGUGGUGUCAUAGGUUUUUUAAUGUGUGUCAUGAAUGUCUUCUUCCAUGUUUCUCAACAAGGGGGGCGGGCUCCCCACACUCUCACGGACCCAACUACCCACAGACACAAUCAGGCAUUUACCUGGUGGUAUUGCAACCUAUCCGUCACUAACUCCUUUAUUUCCUCAAAUGUUUUUAAUUUUAACUGACUUCCUACCUCUGUCAAUAAAUCUUUCUAUGUGGCCCACUCUCCUUUCAUAUUUAACUGUUUUUACUGCUAUUGCUUCCAUUAGAGAGAGCCACCAAGGAGUUUUACGUUCCAAUAAAUUUUUAUAUCUAUUCCACACACACACCUCAUAAAUUGAUUUUCUUCUUGUGUGAUUCAGGAAUCCUUUAUGCACUUUUAUUUUAUCAUACCAUAAAUAUGCGUGCCAUCCAUAUCGAUUAUCAUAACCUUCCAAAUCCAGUAAAUCUGUAUUCUCUAACAAAAUCCAAUCCCUCAACCGACAUAGACAGGACACUUCAUAAUAUAGUCUCAAAUCUGGCAGGGAGAAAUCAGGCAGACAUACUGUUUUCUGGCUGAGGGUUAUGGGAGUUGGAGUCCAGAAUAUCUGGAGGCAGGGUUGCCAUACGUCCGGAAUUUUGCGGACACAACUGGGAUUCGGCAGUCGGAAGCAGUGUGCUGGUGGAACUCACUGAAAUGUCUGGGGAAAUCUGGAUGUAUGUGGAAGAACCUGGCAGUGUGAGUCAGCUCUUAGUUGGAUAGAAAAGGAUAGCGGUGCACAUGUCAAGCACAGUUGCUAAGAACAGCCAACACUGCCCCAACUUUAGAUUUGUGCACAGUGGUAGAACUUGCAGCAGUCAAAAACAGUAAAACUGAGCGGGUUAAAAGGCUUAACCAUUCCUUCUUCCAAAGUCCUAUCUGUAUCAGAGAUCAUAACUAUUUUAUCAAGCUUUAGAAACUUUGAGGAAGGGGCUUGGCUCAGUAGUAGAGCACAUCCUUUACAUGUGCAAAUGGUCCUAGGUCCUUAAGGUAAUUACGUCACAUUUCCAGAGCGGAUAUACAAAGGCUCCCUGGAAAACUGCUGCCAUUGUGUACAAUAGUGAGCAAAGGGAACCAGUGGCCUCUCGGUGAUGGAAGGCAGUUUUCUAAGUUCUUAAUAAAUCAGCAGAGAGUUCAGGGGCCCCAGACCAGAGGAACAGACUUCCACUGGGGUCUUGUUUCAGGGGGUUCAUUGGGAGAGGGCUAGUUGUUAUUAAUUAUUUUGUAUCUUUAUUUUUAUCUCUUUUUUUUAGAUUUAUGUGAAAAAUGUCCAAUUUGGUUGUUUACAUUUUGAUGAGUUUUAUUUAUUGUUUGACUACUUUUGUUAUGUUUGUAAUUAUGCUUGUGGGCUUUGAACUAUGAAUAUUCUUGCACAGACACACAAACACACGCACUGCCAAUUCAUCCUGCAGUUGUUAAGUGAUGUAUUUGCACCAAACUUUAGUGUCUGAAUAGCCUUCUUUUCCUCAUGCACCUGCCCUGUUACUAGGAUCAUCGAUGCUGCAAAGCAACACCCCACUCUUCCUUUUGUUUUUACCAAAGCAUAAUGGAUCUCCCUCAUUGCUUUUCAGAUAUGGCAUUUGGCCCUAUGGCGUCUUCAAGAAACUGGGCAUCCCAGGACCACAGCCAAUCCCUUUCUUGGGCACUGCAGGCGCCUAUCGCAAAGUAAGCUCACAAAGGAAGACCAUUUCAUUAGCUGAGGGGCAUUGAGAUAAAGUGGUCUCCUGGUUCUCAAAAAGAAAAGGAAAAAAACCACACCAAUUUAAAAUACAGGUUAAAAUGCAAUUUAAAAUGCAGCCUCAUUUUAAAAGUAGCCGAUAGAUCAAGACCAUAAGGGGAAGGAAAUAUAAGGGUCAGACUGAGUCCAAACCAAAGGCCAGGCGGAACAGCUCUGUUUUGCAGGCCCUGAGGAAAUGUGUCAAGUCCCGCAGGGCCCUAGUCUCUUGUGACAGAGCGUUCCACCAAGUUGGGGCCAGUACUGAAAAGGCCCUGGCCCUAGUUGAGACCAACCUAACCACCUUGCGACCUGGGACCUCCAAAGUGUUAUUUGUGGACCUUAAGGUCCUCCACGGGGCAUACCAGGAAAGGCGGUCCCGUAGGUACGUGGGUCCUAGGCCGCAGAGGGAUAUGAUUCUGUCUCGCCACAGGUGAGCAAUUACUUAAAGAUUGGCAUUAUUUACAGAAUGUUGUGCCAUUACGGACGCUGUGUCUGGAAAACGUGAUGCUAUGCCAUGGUUUGUUAAAUAAAUUACAAGUCAUCUCACAGAUGAGCAAAGGGCCUCAUUUCUCCCAAUCUUGGUUUUGUUUUGCAGCUGCUCUUGCCUCAGGCCUCUGUAGCGUAGAAAGCAUGGUUAGUUGGCUGGGUUGGGACAAAGCACACUUUGGCUAAACAAAUUACGGCUUUGCAUUGUGGGGGAAACCAGGCUUAAGCUGAAUUUAACUCUGUAUUAAAAUAUCCAUUACAGGGAGUAACGGAGUUUGACAGAAAAUGUUUUCAAAAAUAUGGAAGAAUGUGGGGGUGAGUAUGCCUUUUCUUCUUCUUUCCUUAAGCUGGGAAAUUCAGUCAACUUGUAGAGUGAUUGGUUAACAUUUGGGAAGAGAAACUUUUAGUUGGUGGAGCUACAGACAUGAAGUUGCAUUUGAUUAUCACUGGAUUGCUAUUUUGGUUCUGGUGUGUUUUGAAAUGAAGAAGAGAAAGUUAAAGGUGGUCCUCCUUUCCAGAAGCAACCUUAGUUUAUUAAAUUAUAAUCUAUUUCAUGCUUUCCUGAAUAAACUCUGGCAGACGCAGAAAUAUCGAGGUCUGAGUAAAGUAGAUAUUUAUUUAAACGCAACCAGGUGAAGGUGUGUUUGUCUUGUUCCUGCCUCCUGUGUGGUGAAUUAAUUGUGGCAGGUCAGGAUUGCUGCCCCUGCGUUAAUGGAGAAAAUUGGUCCCUUAAACUCUAAAAAGCACGCUUUGUUUGUAUUUUGCAAAGAUUUUUAUUUUUUUAAUUGAAAAGCAAAAAACCCAAAACAAAUCCCAAGAACAGCAGUCCUGCUUCCUUUCAGUUUUACCCAACCUGAAAGCAUAGCUCAGCUCCAAUCAUACAGUAGAGAGAAUCUGAAAGUUGCUGGUGUCAAUAUAAAGAAAAAUGUUUAAGUGUGUGUUCAUAUUUACUGCUGUGCCUGACCACUCCUGUUCCUAACUGCAAAGCACUUACUGACUGGUGGUGCCAACUUUGGAGAGGUGGCAGGAUAUAAAUACAGUGGUACCUUGGUUCUCAAACUUAAUCCUUUCCGGAAAUUCAUUCCAAAACCAAAGCGUUCCAAAACCAAGGUGCAGUUUCUCAUAGAAAGUAAUGCAAAAUGGAUUAAUCCAUUCCAGACUUUUAAAAACAACCCCUAAAACAGCAAUUUAACAUGAAUUUUACUAUCCGGUGAGACCAUUGAUCCAAAAAAGGAAAGCAAUAAACAAUGUACUGCAGUCACACAAUCAAUCAAUCAAUCAAUCAAUCAAUCAGUAGCUGAACUGGGUUCCACACAGUCACAAAAGAAAAAAGAGCCACAAAAAUACAAACACAAAAUAAACAGCAAAAACAGACGGACGGAAGUGCGGCACUCAAACUGGAAGCGUUACACUCAAAACGGAGCACGUUCGGCUUCUGAAAAAAGUUCGCAAACUGGAACACUUAUUUCUGGGUUUGCAGUGUUUGGGUUCCAAGUUGUUUGAGUACCAAGGAGUUUGAGAACCAAGGAACCACUGUAAAAGGAUUAACUGAUAGGCUGAUUGCAAAGCAACUUAUUCUGGGGCUGUGGUUUGAGGGAUCAAGUGGUUUCUAAAGAUGACAGAAGUUGGACAACCAUGCCUUAAAACCAGCCAGGAAGUGCAUGGCACAGUCCAGUCACACUGGGGCAGUCCAUAAUUUCCGAUCUUGCCAGCUUACUCAGAGGAGUGUUUGUCCUAGGUUUUAUGAUGGCCGGUGGCCUGUGUUGGCUGUUACGGAUCCAGCCAUCAUCAAAGUUGUCCUGGUGAAAGAGUGCUACUCUGUCUUCACCAAUCGCCGGGUAAGUCCCUAUUUUCAGUCACUUUCUGAAGGGGCCCUUUAAGACCCAACAGGGCCUCAUGUCCCAGGAAACAAAGCUAAGAGGCAACUGUAAGAGGGACCUGAAACAAAAAGGUUGCAGUGUUAUCGCUACCGCCUUGAGCAUUUUGUUGCUAUAUUGGCUCACGGUUCCUUGUCGGGGGCCAUUUGAGGGGUUUAAAUAUAUGUUUAUUUUAAUAUACAAAUGCCUACAUUUAUGCAAACCUGGGAAGAGCCCCCCUCCCCUAAAAAAAUGCACAUAAAGAAGCUACAACUUAAUUUUGGGGUGGUUAUGUUUCGUUUCUAGGUAUGUAGCUCCACGAUAGAGCCUCUGCUUUGCAUGCAGAAUAUUCUGUGUUCAAUCAUAGGAUCAUAGAACCUUGAGUUGGGAGGGACCCUGCAGGUCAUCUAGUCCAACCCCCUGCAAUGCAGGAAUCUCAAUGAGAUCAUACAUGACAGGUGGCCGUCCAACCUCUGCUUAAAAACCUCCAGCGAAGGAGAGUCCACAACCUCCUGAGGGAGACCAUUCCAGUGUUGAAGAACCCUUGCUAUCACAAUGUUUUUCCUGACGUUGAGUCAGAAACUCCUUUCUUGGUUUAAGUUCUACACUCCAGAGCAGCAGAAAACAAGUUGGGGCCAUCUUCCAUGUGACAGCCCUUCAGAUAUUUGAAGACAGCUAUCAAAUCUCCUCUCCUCCUUACUACACUCAACAUACCCAAUUCCCUCAACUGUUCUUCAUAAAGUCUCGUUUCCAGACCCAUGAUCUGUUAGGAUUCAAGCCUUUAUCAGGAGAAACUGGCCACUCUCCAGGCACCCGGCUUGAUCUCCUGUUGACCUCCCUGUCUGCAUUCCCCAGCAGGCUCCAGGCAGAGGUCGCGAUAGGCGAUCCUUCUCAGAGUGAGAAGAACACACCCCCUCUUUCCUGCCCCCCCCCCAGGCAGGGGACCGAGAUAGACAGAAACGUAUUUACAUUCCUUUAUUUCUGUCUUUGCAGCGUUACAAAAAUCAUGACUGCUCUCUUCAAGCUCCAGCAGUCGAGAGACAAACUCCUCCUGUACUUCCUGUACAGCUCAUAUUACACUCUGAGCUAAUUCCGGUGCCCUCUGCACUGUGAAUUGACUGUCCCUCUGUUUCCCACGGAACAGUCCCAACAUUCCCAUUAUGUUUUGCUUUCAAGCUACCAGCUCGCGGCCGCAUUGCUUCUAUAUCGUAACAUGAUCAUCUCUCCUUCUCUCCCUUUUUUUUUGAACCUCCUGACAGAUGUUCGGUCCAACAGGCAAGCUGAAAUCAGCUGUUUCAGUAGCUUCAGAUGACCAGUGGAAGAGGAUUCGCACUGUGCUCUCCCCCACUUUCACCAGUGGGAAGCUCAAGGAGGUAAGAGCUGGGACUGAGCUUGCAAUAAAUGCUUAAAAGACCUGACAGUAUUUCCUGCAAUGCCCAGUCCAAGUCCCUGACCAGGAAUGGCUUAGCCAGCAAAAACAUGUUAAUAAAGUGUUCUGGCCAGUAUAUUCUCCUAUCCCUUUCUAAAUGUUGCGAAUGAUCUAGUCUUUAUUGCGCAAAAAGCAUUUCCCUUGAGAAUCUCGGCGGUAAUUCUUUCAUCAGAGAAGCCUAAUUAAAAGUGCUGGUUUUGACCUUUAGGAUACACCCAAAACUGUGUGGAGGACAAUGUGGAUUGGUAUAUGUCAUCCCUUCAAUGUGUGAAUGCCCAUUGGUUGGAAUUACAAGUGUCACUGUUGUGCUUGAGUCCUGCUUGCGGGUUCCCACCGGGGCAUCUGGUUGGCCGCUGUGAGAGCAGGAUGCUGGGCUCAGAUGAGCCCCUUUUGGCCUGAUCCGGCACCCAGACUAUUCUUAGGUUAUUGCAUGUGGACUAGGAGCCGCUGCUCUCCGGCCCUGCCAACCCCCCACCCCUUUGCUUACUCCCAUCCCACACAGUUCCCCAUCCCCUCACAGGUCCUCAUUGUUCCUCCAUCCCUGCUUUAUUCAAACUUCCGCUGUUGUUCAAAACUGCCACUUUAAAACCUCCCCUUCUUUUUUGUUGCCCUCCCUUCCCCUGGCCUGCCUUCAUGCAAAACCAGGGUUGUGAUGGGGACACUACAAAUCCUCCAGUGGGGAUUGUGUGAUGACAACCCUACAUUUUAAUGCAUAUAGGAAGAUAUACACUAGGCUGCUUCUAAGGUGAACUUGAAGAGAUUGGGAGAGUUAGGAAGCAACAAGUCUGCAGUCAGGGAGGGAGUUUCAGUUUGGUUUCCUUAAUACAGGGCGUACUUUUGUUUUUGGGGUGCCUUUUGAUGUUAUUGGGAUGCGGGUGGCGCUGUGGGUUAAACCGCAGAGCCUAGGGCUUGCUGAUCAGAAGGUUAGCGGUUCGAAUCCCCGCAACGGGGUGAGCUCCCGUUGCUCAGUCCCAGCUCCUGCCCACCUAGCAGUUCGAAAGCACGAAGUGCAAGUAGAUAAAUAGGUACUGCUCUGGCGGGAAGGUAAACAGCGUUUCUGUGCGCUGCUCUGGUUUGCCAGAAGCGGCUUAGUCAUGCUGGCCACAUGACCCGGAAGCUUUAUGCCGGCUCCCUCGGCCAGUAAAGCGAGAUGAGCGCUGCAACCCCAGAGUCGUGCGCGACUGGACCUAACGGUCAGGGGUCCCUUUACCUUUAUCUUGAUGCUAUUGCAAGCAGCAGUGGUUGGAGGACCAGGCAGGAUAUAAAUGACCACCUUUCUGCUUUGUGUUGCCCUGUGCCCCCUUCUCUCCCCUCCUCACCCUGUUGCCGCCACCUAAGAUGUUUCCUAUCAUCAAGCACCACGUGGACAGCCUAGUGAAAAGUAUUCAAGGCAAAGUGGAGAGGGCGGAGCCUGUGGACAUCAAAGAGUGAGUAGCUGCCCAAUAUGGAAAGUCAUGGGGGGAGGGGAAAGCAAGAUUUAGUGUGGCUGAGACUGGAGAUGGUGGAAUAGUCUUGGGCAGGGGGAGACAGUGGCAUUCCUGGCUUCCCUUGAGCCGAACAGGUGGAAUUCCCUUCCAAGAGAGAUUAGGCUGGCUCGCUCCUUGCUAUCCUUCCACUAGCAGGCUAAGACCUCUUUCUUUGGGCUGAAACUUGCAAGCUGCUUGCACAGUACUCAGUAUAUAAUUAAAGAUGCUCUUGACAACUUGGAGAGUCAAGACCUGCCCCUGCCCCCUGGAGGGGGCCAGGCAGAUCUGAGGAUUUGGCAGUCCUAGGCCAGAGACACAGCAAAUACCCUCCCAUGCAAAAACCCCCCCCCAAAACCUCACCCCUCCUGAUUUUCACCGAAUAGGGCAAAUUCAACCCACUUGUUCCAGGCUUUCUUCUUCUUCCUGAUUUCUGUCCUGUGUUUUAUUUUAUUUUUUGUCUGUUUAGGAAAUUUGGGGCAUACAGCAUGGAUGUGGUGACCAGCACUUCCUUUGGGGUGAACACGGAUUCCAUGAACAACCCCAAAGACCCCUUUGUCAGGGAGGCGAGCAAGCUGGUGCGGUUUGACCUGUUCUCCCCAGUCUUCGUUUUAUUAUGUACGUUACUUCUACUGCAUAUAAAUAUAAAUAUCCCUGCUGCUCCCAGAGGCCAGAGUCUCAGGGCUUAUCUCCCAGAGCUUUUUGGGGGCACCACACUUUCCAGGCAAAGCUCCAUGCUUUAAAAUUCUGUGCCCAAAAUAUUUUUUAUUUUGUCUUGGUGCUUUCCCCAGGAAAACCCAAUUGCCAUUUGCUCUGAUCUUGCAUUUAAACACAGGUUUUCCCAGGGGAAACACCAGGACAGAAACACACAAGUGCUUGGACACAGAGCUUUAAAGCCUGGCCCUGUCCCUAAAAAUGCAGCACAAAAUGAGGUCUGGAUGAGCCCUUAAACCAGUUGCCCUGCAUAUGCUGAUUUGAUUUGAUUGACAUCCUGGGAUUGGGGCUGGAGAGUCACUGGCCUGGUUCAAGCGAGGAGCUGGGCUGGAGACAGUCUCAUGCAUUCAUGGUGGCCAGGGCAGGCUGUGGACCGGUUUCCCCCUGAGACAAGACAUGCUCUGGCAGGGUGGAAGGAGACCAGUGGCAACAAAGCUGCUCUGCGGUGGAAAAAACCCUUUUGGAUGGGAGUCUUGGCCAAGAGAGGGUGUUCCGUGAGGUGCUGCUGCUGUUCUCCUUGGCUUUGGAUGAGUCUUCAGCUUACCAAAACCCAAGUUGGCAGUUGCCACCACCACCAAGGCUGAAGAGGGGUGGCAGCUGGAAGGAAAGGGUUGGAGGUGGGGUUUUGGUGGUGGAAUCAGGGUCUCUCGCCCCCUGUGGAACAUGCUGCCCAAGGCAGGUCGCUUCAGGAUGCCUCAGUGGUGUGCCGGCCGGCCGGGAGAACCCCUCCAGCACAUCCCUGGACCCUUGUGAUGCUGGGAUGCCAAGCCCUGCUGUCUCCCUUCUAAAGGGUUUUCUGACUGCACAAUCCAAGCCUUCUGUGCAUAUGAGUACCUCCUCAACUGUGAGGCUUAGAAAAUGGGGUCUUGCAUGCUGGGAUAAUGCUGCCGCUGCUUCCUAAGGCUUCUUCUUUGCUCUCUCUCCCCUCCAACCAGAUUUCUUUCCAUUCCUAAGUCCCGUUCUGGACAAGAUGAACUUCCAUAUCUUCCCCAGCAGUGCUGUGAACUUCUUUGCCAGGGCAAUCGCGAACAUCAAGAAGGAACGGGAGCAAGCGAAAGGAAAGGUAAAAAACAACAACAAAAAAUCCUCAGUUAGUUAACCUAGAUGAGGGGGAAAAAUCAUUUUAGAUUUUUUAGAUGGGGGGGGGAGUGCAUUGGUGAGUCCUGACACUCUGAUGUGACUGGUUAAUUUUCUGAGUUGUUGUUUUUUAAAAAAAAGAUUCGUUUAUAGAAGAAUUUUAAAAAGAUUGGAGACUGACUUAAAAAAAUUAAAUUCUAGUAUUUGUAUACCGCCCUAUACCUGGAGGUCUUAGGGCAGUUCACAGAAUAAAAUCAAAAUAUAAAACCACAAAAUACACAAUCAAAAUAAAAACAACAACCCAAUAACCCCCCCCCAAAAAAAACCCCACACCACACACACUCAUUUUAGAAUGGCAUAGGAUCCUCACAACAUUUAAAACAAGACAAUUAACAAACCUGGACAGGAGCCACUUAUUGGAAAGACCGUGAUCUCAGAAAUGUCUGUGGCAAUAUUGACUGGCAACCAACUUGGCCAGGUGCCUUUCUGAUGCAAAAACAAAAAAUAAGAGGGGGAAGGGGGAGCUAUCCAGUCCGACCCACCCCCAUUCAAAUUGCAUUGCUUAUAAGGGCAAGCCCUCAUGCCGGGAUAGCUCAGUUGGUUAGAGCAAGGCACUGAGAAUGCCAAGGUUGCAGGUUCGAUCCCCGUAUGGGACAGCUGCAUAUUCCUGCCUUGAAGGGGGUUGGACUAGAUGAUCCCCGAGUUCCAAUGAUUCUAAGAUUCUGUGGUUAUUUUUGUUCCCAGGGCAGAGUGGAUUUCCUACAGCUGAUGAUCGACUCCCAAAAGUCAGAUGUGCAAUUCGAGAGCAAUGGUGUGAACCACAACUAUAAAGGUAGCAUGUGCUGUAAAAAGAGUGUCUGAAGUCUGUGCAUGUGCAAUGGGGGCUGUUGCAUAUCAACUUUUCCCUUUUCUUGCGAGGAAACCUAUUCGGAAUAAGGGAAUUUCCCUUAAAGAAAAGGAAACGUUGACAGCGAUGGGUUGUUGUGGUGUUUAAAUGGGGAGGGGACACAUGUAUGACCCCUUGAGCUCCUUGGGAAGAAAAAGGCGGGAUAGAAACCAAAUACAUAACAAAUAAAUAAAACCAGGCGCACAAACUCUAAACAUUGGAAGGAGUUUGGCAGCCACACCCAUCCUGUGAGGGAGAAACGAAUUUGAGCCUCAGGCUCUGUGUAGCUUUUGCAUUCGUCACCGUAAAUUUUAUUUCACAAUAAUAACAGCAACAACUUCUAUUCCAUCCUGGAGCUUCUGGGCUGAUCACAGACAUGCCCCCGCCCUGAGCUCCUUAAUUGGAAUAUAUAUUCUGAAAAGCAGAUUUUGCAACCUUGGCAGGAACUCAUGCUUCCUUUGAUGUUUUCUAUGAACAUUAAUUAACAGUACUAGGAAUUCAUUAUGCGAUUCCACCCUCCAGCCUUGCCUAGGGAUAGGCAUAAAAGCAGGUGACCCCAUCCCAUUUUAACUCAUCCUGUUUUCAGUGGCGGACCUACAUUUUGGGUGGCCCUAAAGCUUGAACUGUCAUGGAGACCCCUUCUCAACCAAGAAUGAAGUCUAGGUAACCACUGUUCUCGUCUUAAAUGGGGUUGUUCCAUGACAGAUCAGCGCUUAAAAAACCCAAAAAAAACUACUGCAUCUCAGAUCUGGAUUAAAAUUUCUAUACUGGGUUAUCUCACAUGUCAAAGUCAUUGGUGUGAAUAAAUAUUUCCUGUGCAUUAUAGUUCUCAGGUUAUUGGCGGGAUCGAAAUAAUAUACUUCAUUAGUUUCACAUACCCUCCAACAUUACAAUAGAGACAUCCUAAGGGAAAGUGGGACAUUCCGGGAUCAAAUCAGAAACCGGGAUGGCUUCUGUAAAUCCGGGACUGUCCCUGGAAAAUAGGGAGGCUUGGGGGGUCUGGUUUCCUAGUAGAUCUGCCUGAGCUUCUGUCCAAACUUCCACCUUUCUCUUUCCUUUCUCUGUACAGCAUUGACCGAGGAAGAGAUUUCGGCACAAGCCAUUGUGUUCAUUUUUGCGGGAUACGAGGCCACCAGCAAUAUCCUUGGCUACAUGGCAUACGAAUUAGCAACCCACCCGGACGUCCAGCAAAAACUGCAAGCUGAGAUUGACACUGUCCUGCCUAAUAAGGUAUUUAGCAGCGCUCAGGGCCAAGCAGUAGAGGAACCCCUUCCAUCAACCACAUCCAUUAAGCAGCACCUGCCUGUGACCUCUUUUACUAUUAAAAAAGCAGAUAUAAAGUGGCAUUGUAUAAUACAGGGCCUCUGUGCUAGGGAUGUUGGAGGAAUUUGGCACCUGUGAAUUCUGAUGCAAGCUCACCUGGCCGUGGACUGUUUAGUGCAGAUUGGAACGCAAUCUGCCAUCUUUGAGGUUGUGUGGGAAAACGCCCUGGGGUGCCCAUGCAGCCCCCAAACUCUGAGCAUCUUCCGGUAUGCGCAGCUCUGGAAAAGGCAUUUCUCUUCUUCUCCAGUGUGCUUCAGCGACAUAUAUCAAAUGAUAUAUGCACACUAAUCUUCUGGCAAAACACAGCAAGAAGUGUGAGACAUCGUAGAGCUAAUCUACGUAUUUAUUUACACACUAUGUACAGACAAAGGAUUCAUGGUGCCCUUUCUCUCUGAGAGAUGAACAGACAGAAGUAAAAGCAAAAGUAGAGUACAAUAGCUAUUACAUCGGAAGAGAUAAGACUGUCUUCCGUUCCCACACUCUUCCCAGACAGGCAUGUGAUUUACACCAAUCUCAUCUGCAGCUUCGGAGGCAUGACAUGCUAACAGAGGUUUCACGGACUCCAUAUUUUGCAAUGUGUUUCUCGGCUCAGAAACAAAUGGAAAAUCAAUGCACCAAUAUUCAUACAUUCAGUCGACGCAAAGGCAAAAGAAAGAAUUAUGUACCCAAAUUUAAUGAUUUGUUUCAUGAAAUGAAUACCCUACCUGAUUACCUUCCUUUUAAUUAAAAAAACACACACCCUUAGAAGCAGUUUACAAAAGAAAGACAAAAUAUUGGUAAAAACCGUUAAAAGCAACUGUUUUAAAACAUUUUAAAAUAAAAUAAAAUCAGCUAUAAAUGAAAAAAAAAGAUUAAAGGAAAUGGUAGCAUUCUACAUACUACGUAUCUGGGACAGCUUUUCUAAACAAAAAUGUCUUUAGCAGGCACUGAAAAGAGAACAGUGAAUGUACUUACCUGGCUGGACAAUGAGGAGUGGAGGGGGUGGGGGUCCACAUGGAGAACCCCCGAGAGAAGCCUCAGGAGAGAAGGCUCAGAGCCAGGGGAGUGGGACACAGAAGACAGGUCAGAGGAUGAAAGGGGGGCAGAAUAGUUGGAUGCUGAAGAAGCAACAGGCUUGAGUGAGAGAGAAGAAGAGGCAGAAAGCACUGCGGACACAGGACAGGCAGCUGAGGAGGAGGUAGGGACAGAGGUUACAGCAAACUUGUAGGAGCCUGACGGUCCUACUGUAUUCAGCUCCCUUCCUCCCUUGUCUAAGGGCAUAGAGGACCCUGCAUGUAGCAGAACAAAGAGUACAGAGGGUGCAGAGCCCUCCUCCCAAAUCGAGUUUAAGACUGUUGGGAAAACAUCCAGCCAAGGAGGAAGUGGGAGGAACAGAUGGUCAGUUCUGGCAACUGCUUUGCCCGUAGGCUUCUCUGUUUGUAUUCUGUUUCCUUGAACAAGGGACGCGGGUGGUGCUGUGGGUUAAACCAUAGAGCCUAGGACUUGUCAAUCAGAAAGUUGGCGGUUCGAAUCCCUGCGAUGGGGUGAGCUCCCGUUGCUCGGUCCCUGCUCCUGCCAACCUAGCAGUUCGAAAGCACAUCAAAAGUGCAAGUAGAUAAAUAGGUACCAAUCUGGCAGGAAGGUAAACAGCAUUUCCGUGCACUGCUCUGGUUCUCCAGAAGUGGCUUAGUCAUGCUGGCCACAUGACCCGCAAGCUGUACGCCGGCUCCCUCGGCCAAUAAAGUGAAAUGAGUGCCACAACCCCAGAGUCAGUCAUGACUGGACCUAAUGGUCAGGGGUCCCUUUACCUUCCUUGAACAAAGAACCAACUUUACUACUUCUAUCUGAGUUUCUGUGUUGGCCCCAAUGUAGACAGUGACCAACUUUUUAAACAUAACUCUCCCAUCCCUCUCUUUCUCCUUCCCUCCAAAAGGCUCCCAUCACCUAUGAUGCCGUCAUGCAAAUGGAAUACCUUGACAUGGCCACCAGCGAAAUCCUCCGGAUGUACCCAGUUGGUGGGCGAAUCGAAAGAGUGUGCAAGAAAGACGUGGAGUUGAAUGGAAUCACCAUUCCGAAAGGGAUGACGGUUAUGAUUCCACCGAGCAUCUUGCACUACGACCCAGAAUACUGGCCAGAACCCAAAGAAUUUAGACCAGAAAGGUACUGGAUGCAACAACCACCUCCUCCUGCCCCUCUUUGCUUCUAGUCGCCAGGGUGUGUGUAAGGCAAGGACUGGGAAGACUCAGAGGGAAAUCCCCACUUGGCCAUGAAGCUCGCUGGGUGAUCUUGGACCAACCAUGGUCUUCCAGGGUUGUUGUGAGGAUAAAGGUGGAAAGGGAAGAGAGCCAGGAGCAUUGCCCUGAGCUUCUUGGUAGAAGUGAUGAGUAUAAAUAGAACCAUUAACCAUAAGAGGUUGUGCGAGUUUGGGGACAGCAUAAGGGUUCUUGUUUGUGGUUGUGGUUGAGUUACACAAGAACAUGAUAAGAGCAUCUGCUGGAGAAGGCCAGUUUCCCAUCUAGUCCAGCAUCCUGUUCUCCCAGAUGCCCCAAUGGGAAACCCACAAGCAGGAUUUGAGCACAAGAGCAAAUCUCCCCUCCUGUGGUUUACAGCAACUGAUAUAACCUCACAUUGGAUGAACUACUUCUCCUUUAUCAAGGAAGGGGAGCAUGUGAGACCCAUCCAGCAUUGCCAACAGUCAGAGAUGAUGGGAGUUAUAGACCAACAUCCUAAGGACCACACCUUAAACUUCCUCAUCCUUGCCUUGCACCAACCAACGCUUCUGAAGGCAUGGGUUGCAAACCUCCAUCCUUGUUCCCAAGUCUGAGGAGGCAACAACUCCCCCUCUCACACAACUCUGGCCUUUGUCUUUCUCCCUAGCAUCUAGGUGAGGGAGGGUCCCCUCCAACCCUUCUCACCGGCUCAUAUGAGAUCAGCACAAAUAGCUGGGCCUGGGGAGCCCUUAAUGCUCCCAAAGCCAUAGUUAUAGUUAUAAUUCGUGGGUUGCCAUCUGAUUUUAUUCUGAUUUUAAGCUGUAUUUCAACCAAUUGUUUGAUCUUAUGUUUUAAUGUAUUAUAUAUUUGAUGUUAGCCGCCCUGAGCCCGCUGGGGAGGGUGGGAUAUAAAUAAAAAUCAGCAUCAGCAUCAUUAUCAUCUAGCUGGGUUUCCCCAGCCACUCUGGGUGGCUUCCAACUAAAUAUUAAAAAUGCAGUAAAGCUUCCCUAAACAUAGGUGGUACUUAGGUGGCCACUAUCUCACAACCGAACUUCCCUGGCUAGCUCAACAAGCGAAUCCUCCAUUAGCUUGUAACCCUUGCUGGAUCCAGGACCCCAGGAAUUAGAAGGGGCUCGGGCAUCAGGCAGACUUAGCCCCAAGACUCACAACAAUGUAUUUGAGGGAAGAGUGCAUCAAAAUGCUUUCAGCUCCCUGGUUUGGUGGUGCUGGGAGGACAGCAUGAGAGCCUGAUCUGCAGAACUCCUGAGCCCUGCCAGAGACCUGACCGGCAAUGCAGGGGGUCUUUUCUUAAGCCCCUUCACUGCUCAGACGGUUGCAAAUGACGGUUUCUCCUCCCUUCUGUCUGCUAACAGAUUCAGCAAGGAGAAUAAGGAGAGCAUCAACCCUUACAUUUACCUGCCAUUCGGAGCUGGUCCCAGGAACUGCCUUGGGAUGAGGUUUGCUCUCCUUACCGUGAAGGCUGCUAUUGCUAGCCUGAUGCAGAACUUCACCUUCAAGCCCUGCAAGGAGACAAAGGUGAGGCACCGACCCUACCGUCGGGUAGAGGGCAGCAGCUGCCUUGGGCAGCAGCUGCUGGGAGGCUGGGGAAGGACAGGGAGGGUUGUGCACCUGGCCACCCGGCUGCUGAGCUUGGGUGCAGUGGAGGGGCUGCUGUCCGCAUGCCGGUGCUGAAGUCAGAGUCCGUUGCCAGGCCAGGCGGCUUAAUUUGUGGAUGGGGGGUGGCAAGCGGAGGGUGGAUUUUGCCCCAGGCAGAAAAAACUCUUGGGCCAGCUCUGGGACCUGGGACUGAUCUGUGCUGCUGUCUACAAGGGAGACAGCCAAACUGAAUCAGAUGGAGCUUUUCCGCCAUAUGGAAGUGUCAACAGGUUAUGCCUCACCUGCAACACAGGUGGUACUGAGUGUUCCAGAAGAUGCUGCCAUUUCUUCUUAACCCUUUAGUGCUCCUCCCCGACUGAGGGCUUAUCCGCACCUCCCUUUGCUCCACGGCUUUCCCUCGGGGAAACCCAGUCUUUAGCACUGAAUCGGAACAAAGGCAAUCAGAUUUUCUGUGGGCUGCCGCUUGUGCUGAUUUAGUGCUAAAGAGUGGGUUUUCCAGGGGGAAGCCGUGGGGCAAAGGCAAAACCACUCAGACCCAUGCCGUGGGUCAAGUGGAAAACCACACAGACUUGUGCUUCCUGGGCAUGGGAGGUGUGCUCGUAUUUCACUCAAUAUUUGUUAUCUAUGCCUUUCAUCCUUUUGGUGCACCCCAAUGAGGGAAAGCCAGCUGUGGAAGGUUCUUUUCAAGUGCACAUCUGAUGCAGAGACAGAGGCGCCUCAGGAAAAGGCACCUUCAGAUGUCCCUAUGUUGCAGGGGGGACACAUGUCAAGGGUGGGUGGAGCUGAAACCAGUGGCGGGCAAAGCCACAACCCAAAGUGGGUCAGGUUGCCACCUUUUUUCUCUUUCUCCCCCUCUCUCUUUGCCAGGAAGGGACAGAUUACUCUUGCCAGUUGUCAAAACCGAUCCCAAUCAUUUGCAGAGCUGCCAUUUUUUUUUUAAAAAAAGCCAAGGGCUGUGAACAAAAUGGAGAGGACCAUAGGCUGCCAUUUUCUGAUCAUAUGCUGUCCCACGUACUGCUCAACUACACAAACAUGCCUAUUAAUUGGUCAUGGGCAGCAGCCCUCUUAGCUCCAAUGGUGCCUGAAUAGGCUUGCAAAUGCACAGUGUUCAUUUCACACGGGCUGAGAUUGUUAGGAUUGGGAGGUUAUGGCUGCAAGUCCUCUGGCUAUGGGGAAAAACACAUUAUUCCUUUUAGACUACUGCACUCUUGUGAUAAGGGCGUAAACAUGUAGUGGAAGAAAGUUGAAGGGUUUGCGAUAUCUCUGAGUCCAUGCCUCUUCACCAUCCUUAAGAUCUCUCUUGCACCUCCUUUUUCAAAACCCUUCUGUUUUCUGGCCUCUAAAUCCAGUUUCUCCCUCUCAUGUUCCAGAUCCCAAUGGAAUUGGUCUCAAUAGGACUGACAAAGCCCAAAUACCCCAUCAUCUUGCAAGCCGUCUCUAGAACCGGCUCUGCACAGUAGUGGAGUUUUUCCAGCAGAAUCCCAUGACUUCGGCAAUGCUGAGAGAUCUGUGGCCAGCGUAUCGAUCCUUUGGACCAUUCUUCUGGUGAAAUGUGUUUUGGCCUUUAUUUGCACAAACUCUUCCAUCCCUUGCCAUGCGAUGACUUGGACAUCUCAAAUUUUCAUACUUCACAAUUUUCUACUGUGGAUCCAUGAGCACGUGGCUGAGGUUGCAUCGAUGGAAGCUUAGCAACUUAGCAGUGAAAAAAAAAGUGGCAAAGGGUUUCACCUCUGAAAGCAGCAGUUUCCUGAAUAAGUUCUGCUGGCCCUUACAUGUCUAGCUGACUAUCAUCACCCACGUGGCCAGUUCAGAAAGUGUGGCUGUGAUUGCCGGUGUGACUGGCCCAGGGAGCAAAUUCAUUCACUCUUAAUCAGCUGCAUUUGCUUCAAUAAUGUCAGGAUGCAGGAAAAUCAAAUACUUUACAUGGGUCCUUGACUUCCUGGGAUUGCUUUAUGAAGAAAGAAGUCCUAAAUAGGAACAAAAAAAUGUGGUUUGAAGAAGCAGCUGGGGGAAAGGCAGUAACAAGAUGCAAAAUACUCCUAGGGAUCAGGGUCUGCUGUUAUUUUAAGCCCCUUCCUCCUCAAAAGUCCUAGUAGUUUCCACCAAAACUGGAAUCGAUAAACCUUCAAGUAUGUGUGUGUGUUUGUGUGUGUGUGUGUUUUCAGAAAUAAGAUUGUACCAACAAAAAUAAAGAGUAAAGAAACAACGCCA
Molecule: messenger RNA, 21891 nt
Organism: Podarcis lilfordi (Lilford's wall lizard)
Lineage: Eukaryota; Metazoa; Chordata; Lepidosauria; Squamata; Lacertidae
Source: the annotation of a GenBank genome assembly